GGAAUCCUCAGAAUGUCAAGGUUUUUUCUCCCUCUCCAUCCAUCCCUCCUCCCUCUUUCUUCAUCCAUCCCUCCCUCUUUCUCUCCGCUGAUCGUUCCUUUGCCGUACUGCUCGAGUGUCUUACAUCAGCCUAGCGAGAAAAAGACCGAGCGGAGAAGAGAAGUUUCUAACCGACAGAACUCGCACGGCAAGAGAUUCACACUGGAAUACUCUCUCUUCUCCUCGGAACAAAUGGUUGAAUAAGAAAAACAAUCGACACGUUCCCUGGUUCCCUGGUCCUGACUUGCCGUGUGUGUGUACCUAGUGUGUGUGUGUGUGGCGGGGGGAUGAAGCGCCUGUGGGACACACACUUCCCUCUCCUCAUCCUGCUGUACCUGCUAGGCGCUGUGAUGUCACAGGUCAACCCAGGGGUGUGUCGCUACCCUCUAGGGAUGUCUGGAGGUCAGAUCCAGGAUGAGGACAUCUCUGCUUCCAGUCAGUGGUCUGAGUCCACAGCAGCACGCUAUGGCAGGCUGGACUUUGAGGAGGGCGAUGGGGCGUGGUGUCCGGAGGGGACUGUGGAGCCGGACAGUGUGAAGGAGUUCCUGCAGGUGGACCUGCGCUCGCUCCACUUCCUGACGCUGGCCGGCUCGCAGGGCCGUCACGCCGGGGGUAUGGGCAACGAGUUCGCCCAGAUGUACAAGAUCAAGUACAGCCGGGACGGCAGCCGCUGGAUCUCCUGGAGGAGCAGGCAGGGCCAGCAGGUCAUCGAGGGGAACAGGAAUGCGUAUGACAUCGUGCUGAAGGACCUGGAGCCGCCCAUCAUCGCUCGCUUUGUGCGUUUCCUGCCCGUCACCGACCACGCCAUGAACGUCUGCAUGAGAGUGGAGCUGUACGGCUGCGAGUGGCUGGAUGGUCUGGUGUCCUACAACGCCCCUGCAGGAGAGCAGAUGAAUCUACACAGUCAGCACGUUUACCUCAACGACUCUGUCUACGACGGAGCUAUUAUCUACAGUAUGACGGAAGGUCUGGGCCAGCUGACAGAUGGGAUGUGUGGAUUGGACGAUUUCACCCACAGUCAUGUGUACAACGUGUUGCCGGGAUACGACUACGUGGGCUGGACCAAUGAGAGCUUCCCAAGCGGAUAUGUGGAGAUCAUGUUUGAGUUUGACCGUAUGCGAAACUUCACCACCAUGAAGGUACACUGUAACAACCUGUUCUCGCAGCAGGUGAAGGUGUUCCGCCAGGUGGUUUGUUACUUCCGCUCCGAGUCGGACUGGGAGGCCACGCCUCUCUCCUUCACCCCGGGGGCCGACGUCCUGAACCCCAGCGCCCGAUUCAUCACCGUCUCCUUGGCCAAUCACAUGGCCAGUUCCAUCAAGUGCCAGUUCUACUUUGCCGAUGCCUGGAUGAUGUUCAGCGAGGUGACGUUCCAGUCAGACACAGCCAUGUACAACACCACCCUGGCACCGCCUAAAACUGGACCCCCCACCAGUACACAACCAGGGGAUGACCCCACCCACAAAGUAGACGACAGCAACACACGCAUUCUGAUUGGCUGUUUGGUCGCCAUCAUCUUGAUCCUGGUGGCCAUCAUCGUCAUCAUCUUGUGGAGGCAGGUGUGGCAGAAGAUGCUGGAGAAGAGCCAGACGUUCACCUACAGCCCCAGCAGCCAGGUCUCCAGCCCCCAGCGUGAGCAGGAGACCAGCUCCACCUACGAGCACAUCUUCCCCCUGGACCCUGCUCCUAGUCCUGGUCCUAACCCUGCUCCUGGUCCUAGCCCUGGUCCCAGCCCUGGUCCUGGCCCUGGUCCUGGCCCUGACUACCAGGAGCCUUCUCGCCUGUUACGCAAGCUGCCUGAGUUCUCUUCAGAGGAAGAGGGCUCAGCCAGCUCCACAGCCUCCACGUCUCCCAUGGCAACCGGGGCAUCCCAGGACGCAGCGCCUCACUACGCAGAGGCCGACAUCGUCAACCUGCAGGGCGUUACCGGCGGCAACACCUACGCCAUCCCAGCGGUAACCAUGGACCUGUUGUCGGGAAAAGACGUCACCGUGGAAGAGUUUCCAAGGAAACUACUGACUUUCAAGGAGAAACUGGGAGAGGGCCAGUUCGGAGAGGUGCACCUGUACGAGGCAGAGGGUCUUCAGGAGUUCCUGGGGGAGUUCUCCUCCAGCGACAACCAGCCUGUCAUGGUGGCAGUCAAGAUGCUCAGAGCAGACGCCAGCAAGAAUGCCAGGAAUGACUUCCUGAAGGAGAUCAAGAUCAUGUCUCGUCUGAAGGACCCCAACAUCGUGCGCCUGCUGGCGGUGUGCGUGUGCAGCGACCCGCUCUGCAUGAUCACAGAGUACAUGGAGAACGGAGACCUCAACCAGUUCCUCUCCAGACACCAGCCUGAGGACCAGCUGGCCCCCCUCAGCAACACCCCCACCGUCAGCUACAGUAACCUACACCACAUGGCCGUUCAGAUCGCCUCGGGGAUGAAGUACCUCUCCUCUCUGAACUUCGUUCACCGGGACCUGGCCACCAGGAACUGCCUGGUGGGCCACAGCUUCACCAUCAAGAUCGCAGACUUCGGCAUGAGCAGGAACCUGUACAGCGGGGACUACUACCGCAUCCAGGGCCGCGCCGUGCUGCCCAUCCGCUGGAUGUCCUGGGAGAGCAUCCUGCUGGGGAAGUUCACCACUGCCAGUGACGUGUGGGCCUUCGGGGUGACGCUGUGGGAGACGCUGACCUUCUGCAAGGAGCAGCCGUACUCUGAGCUCACGGACGAGCAGGUCAUAGAGAACACCGCUGAGUUCUUCAGGGACCUGAAGAGACAGAUCUACCUUCCUCAGCCAGUGCUCUGUCCAGACUCUGUCUACAAGGUCAUGCUGAGCUGUUGGACCAGGAACACUAAGGAGAGGCCGUCCUUCCAGGAGAUCCACCAGGCCCUGCUGGCCAGCCAGGCCAGUAGCUCCUAACUCCAGGAGAGACACCAGGCCCUGCUGGCCAGCCAGGCCAGUAGCUCCUAACUCCAGGAGAGACACCAAGCCCUGCUGGCCCCCCUGGUGUCUGUUGCCAGACUUGAGGACUGGGAUUCCCAAUAUGGUGCCUAUGAAAUAGAUCAGACCAAGUUUUAAAAUAUCCAGCUUUAAAGCUACAACUCUAAAUAGACUGGCCAAGCAACACACACACACACACAUACACACAUACAUGCCUUGAAUAAUAUUAAAUAAACUCUUACCGUGUGUAAAAUCUUCCACAGAGGGAGAAGCCAGUCAGAUGUAGCAUGGAUGUUUGGCACUUUUGAAAAUGUUUUUUUCUGUUCCAAAUAGCAUUAGAAAUGCUAAACCCUUCUCAUCUUUAUACAUUACCUUAAUGAAUCUAUUACUUCAGCAACUCUAUUGUGUUGCGAAUGAAUGUAAGCUGUAGUUUUUCCCCAGUUUGAAAUGUUUUCUAAAUUCUUCAUCUCAGUCUCUAGAGCUACAAUAGCUGUUCAACAGCUCACAUACUCUCAUACUGGCCAGGCAUGUUUACCCUGCAGUUUCUCACAGUGACAUUUGACAGAAAUAGACUUUGACGUUUGUAUUUCAACUUUUACAUCUUAAAUACGAAUAUUUUGUACCAAUAUUUAAAUACAUUGUAUAUACAUGUUUGUCAUCUUAUAAUACGAUCCUGUAUUGAAGUGUUUUAUUUCAGCUACAUUAUUUGUUCUUGGUCUAGUAACUAAAGCAUGUGCUGUUGUCCUUGGUAUUCUGGAAGCAAUGAUAUUCUCACUUCGUUAUUCAAACAAACUACCUAUGGAAUGCAUAGUUUAAAUUGCUCUUACAAACACUGUCCUAAAGUGAGCACAGUUUUAAUAAGCUACAGUUGUUUUCGCUUACUCUAUACUUGAUUAAACCAAAGUGCUCAUGGUGGCUGUGAUUGAUAGCUUGUUGAGAGAGCGAGCUGGUUUACAGCUUGAUGAAAAUAUGCUACCAAGGAAACCGUUUCAAAGAUUGGAGUUUGGAUCCAACAAGCUUCUCUGUCAACUUUCAGGUGAACGAGAACACUGUUUUGCCCAGAAUUGAUCGCAAACAACAAAUGUUGUUGUCAUGGUUUCUCUUGACCUUUACUCAGCGACCUUUGAACCCGCUGGCAGGUGUUUGGUUAGAACCUGAAAACCGAAACAAGUUUCUAACCUGUGGGCCUCAGUUCUUUCUGUUAAACACUUUCUUUAUCAUUUUGACUGAGCUGGUCUUUUUACAGUGCUGCCCUGUGUGGCACCCUGGUCUGAAUCGUCAGACAGUUUGUAUCUAGAAAGUCAUCCUUGGAAACUGGAAAAGGGCAGGCACUUCAAAAAGUACUCGUCAAAUAAUUGGAUGAACCAUCUGCCUAGCAGCGUCUAACCAGCUGUCUUGCAAGGUUAGUAUAUCGCCCCCAUGCCUGUUUCUGUAUAUCGUGUCAUUUUAUGAUCUGGAAAAGCCAACAUUGCUCAAUCUCUAUUAGACAAGGGGGACUGAGCACCUCAGUGUUACAUGAACACUUUAUUAUUGUGACCCUUAAGUGGUCUAGAUGUAUUGUUAGUUGUAUAGAAUUUAUUACACAGUACAAAAUACAGUAAACCUUUUUAAAAUUCAAAUAUUAGUUUUGUAAUGAACAAAACUGAUAUCAGUCUUGUGAUCAAAUGAGAAAAUAAAAUCAUCUAGACAUUU
Molecule: messenger RNA, 4652 nt
Organism: Osmerus eperlanus (European smelt)
Lineage: Eukaryota; Metazoa; Chordata; Actinopteri; Osmeriformes; Osmeridae
Gene: ddr2a
Product: discoidin domain receptor tyrosine kinase 2a
Exons: 17
Coding region: 327-2939 (870 amino acids)
Biological process (GO): positive regulation of phosphatidylinositol 3-kinase/protein kinase B signal transduction; cell surface receptor protein tyrosine kinase signaling pathway; protein phosphorylation
Cellular component (GO): signaling receptor complex; plasma membrane
Molecular function (GO): protein tyrosine kinase collagen receptor activity; ATP binding; collagen binding
Source: RefSeq, a predicted model, not a curated record